AUGGAGUCAUCACUUCACAAAGUCUGGGAAAGUGCCGCCGGCAACCCAUUCGCCCCAACGAUCGACAAGGAGAACCAUUUCACUGUCGGCUUCUCUCUACUGUCUCUCGGUCUUCUUCUCUGUGGAUACUUUGGCCUCAACAGAUCAGUUCUCAACAUACCCCUCGUUGGAAUUCCAGCUUCAUUAGCCAUUGCGCGUCUAUGUAUGAGGAUUGAAGCCCUGGACCCUCCGCGAAUCUCCUUCCUUCGCAUAAACCGUGUACAUAAGUUGUUGAGCAAUAGAAGCAGAGGAGAUCAGCAUACUUCGGACCUUGUGACCCUACCUACUACUUCCCCGAAUCUCCAAUUACCUCCAGAAAACAUGUCUACCCAGGGUGAGCCAAAUGUCGGCCCGCCCAUUUUCAAAUCCGUUUCUAGUUCUGCAAGACAGCUCUUUCAGUUGCUCAACUGCAUCCGUUUCGCACCCAAGGCACAAGUUGAAAUCAGCCCUGAGGGUAUACACUUUGCGGUUGAUGAAUCCAGGGUCAUGCAAGGCGUCGUCUUUCUCGACAAAGCUCUCUUUACUUCAUUCAACUGCUCUCUCCCCAAGCCAGGCCCAGACGACGCUGAUGCUGAUGCUGAUGCUGAAGCCGAAACGCCAGACAACCCCACUUUCCAAGUAUCUCUUGCAGCCCUCCUCGAAACGCUUCAGAUAUUCGGCGCUGCGGAUCCCAACACCGCACGUUUCCUAAAGUCCGAUAAUGACGGCUACUCCAGCAACAUCCGCCCCGGUCGUCCCAAUGCGUUCAGUAACCAAGCUCUUGGGAUGGCAGGCGUCUGUAGACUCUCAUACGCUGGUAUCGGAUCCCCAUUCAGUAUUGUCCUUGAAGAAUCCGGAGUCACAACUACUUGCAACCUCAAUACCUACGAACCCGAGAAUCCAGAAGAAAUUCCCUUCCAGCUCGAUGCUAUGCAAGUCAAGAUCAUAAUGCAAUCUCGCUGGCUCUUUGAUGCCGUCUCGGAACUCAACGCCACUUCUCCUACUCGUCUGGACAUAACCGCCUAUCCCUCUGCACCAUACCUGAGCCUGUCGGCUGUUGGACCCCUCGGUAGUGCAACCGUCGAAUUUGCCAAAGGGAGAGAACUGCUCGAGACCUUCACUGUGUCAGAGAAGUGGACCCAGAGCUACAAAUUUGAAAUGAUCAAAUCUGCAGCUGAAGUCAUGAGAUUGGCGAGCAAAGUCAGCUUUAGAGGUGACGAGCAGGGUGUUUUGAGCUUGCAGUUCAUGGUCGAGGUUGAGAGUGGCGGCAUCAGUUUCGUUGAUUUCAGGUUUGUGCCAUUUAUCCGCGGCGAGGAGGACGAGGGCGACGAGGAUGAGGAGAGCGAGAAUGAUGAAUAUGCAGAUGACGAGGAUAUGCUUUAG
Molecule: messenger RNA, 1401 nt
Organism: Drepanopeziza brunnea f. sp. 'multigermtubi' MB_m1
Lineage: Eukaryota; Fungi; Ascomycota; Leotiomycetes; Helotiales; Drepanopezizaceae
Source: RefSeq, a predicted model, not a curated record